This is a messenger RNA of Tetrahymena thermophila SB210, 3252 nucleotides long. Its product is annotated as cell surface immobilization antigen. The transcript has a single exon. The record is from RefSeq and is a predicted model, not a curated record. NCBI's taxonomy places the organism in Eukaryota, Ciliophora, Oligohymenophorea, Hymenostomatida, Tetrahymenidae.
AUGAAAAUUGAAAUACUCCUAAUUUCUUUACUUCUAGCCUAGAAUGUAAUUGCUGAUCCUAAGCCUGGAAAACCAGUAACUUGUGAUAAAAGCUAAACAGAUUGUAGUAAAUGUCCUGUAAUGUAUCAAUUUAAUUGGAUAUAUGACUAGACAACUUAGAAGUGCCAUAUUGAAGAUUGUAAUGCUUCAACUAUUAUCAAUUUCAGUGAUUAAUAUUGCCUUAGCUGUUAAUCAGAUUAUUCUAAUACCUAUUUUAAUGGGUCAGCUUGUGUGAAAAGUUCUGAUUCCUGCUUUUCAAGAUCAUUACCUUGGACAGACUCAGAUUGCUAAGCAUGUAAGUAAGGAAAAUAUGCUAUUUUUAAUGGGUAAGUGUGUUCUUAGUAUUAAUGCAAUUAAAAGACUUGGACAGAUUAAGACUGUUAAAAGUGUAACCCUUCCUACGUUGCUUCACCUGAUUAAACUAAAUGUGUUAACACUAAUGGAGUAUCAUGCACAUAAAUAAAGCAAGGAUAAAUUAUUUCUGAUUAAUUUUGCUAAGCUUGCUAUUAACAAAACUAUUACGCAGAUGUUAAUUUAGAAAAAUGUGUAUAAUCAUCAGAUACUUGCGGAUUAUAUCAGAAUCCUAAUGGAAACUAAUAUUAUAUAAAUAAAUAUAAUAACAGUUACUAAAGAAAAACUCCAUAUACAGAUGAUGACUGCAAAAUAUGUAAUUCAUAAUAUGCUCUUCCUGAUCAAUCUGGAUGCUUUUCUUGUAAGCUUGUAGAAUAAUAUAGCUUAUACUCAGAUUAACUAUGCUAAAAAUGUUUUGGUACUAGCUACUUUGCAAUUAUCGAUGGCUCAUCCUGUGUUUAAUCUUCUGAUACUUGUGGUAAAAAUUAUCCAUAUUAUGGUACAAAAAAUUACUAUAGAACAUUAUCUUGGACAGAUAAUGAUUGUGUGCUAUGCAAAUAAGGAUAAUAUGCCUAUUAACAUUAAAAUGGAUGCUUUACUUGCCCUAGUUCGAAUUCAACAAGUGUAAUAAUAUAAUUUAACGAUGAAAUUUGCUAAAAGUGUUUUGGAAAAUAAUAUUUUGCAGCAUUAGAUGGGUAUUCUUGUGUUUAGUCAAGUGACAGUUGUAAUAGAGGUCCAUUAAAAAGAUUUAAACCUUGGACAGACAAUGAUUGCUAAUUAUGUAAAGCUGGAUAAUAUGCAUCUUUCUAACAAAAUUAAUGCUUCACUUGUUAAUCAAGCAAUUUAACUUACAAUUAGUAGUAAAACUAUAAUGAUGAAAUCUGUUAAAAAUGCUAUGGAUAAGGUUAUUUUGCAACAAUAGAUGGAUAAAAUUGUGUUCAAUCAUAAUUUACCUGUGGUAAAAAUAGUCCAAGAUUUACUGAUUGGACAGAUAGCGACUGUUAAUUGUGUAAAGCAGGUUAAUAUGCUUAUAAACACCAAAGUGGGUGUUUUUUUUGUACAUAAUACUCCUAAAAUGAUGAAGUUUGCUAAAAAUGUGUAGGAUAAGAAUAUUUUGCAGCUAAUGAUGGAUAAUGCGUUUAAUCUUAAGAUACUUGCGGAAAUAAUUUUUAAAAUUAAAGAUUAACCCCAUGGACAGAUAAAGAUUGUUAAUUAUGCAAAAAUGGUUAAUAUGCUUAUGCUAAAUAGUAUGGUUGCUUUAAUUGCCAACCAUACAAUAUAUACAAUAAGCUUUUUAAUGGCUUUAAUGAUGAAAUUUGUAUUAAGUGCUUUGGAUAAGGCCACUUUGCCGCUUUUGAUAAAUAAUCUUGUGUUUAAUCAUCUGAUUCUUGUGAGGCUGUUAUGCCUAACUUAGGUUCAAUUUCUUAUCAAAAUGUAAGAUUGAGUCCUUGGUCUGAUUAAGAUUGCCAAUUGUGUAAAGCAGGCUAAUUAGCUCUUCCUGACAAAUUAGGAUGUUAUUCAUGUCCUAGCUCAUAUUAAGGUUAAUAUUUAAAUGAUCUCAUAUGCUAGCUUUGUUUUGGAUCAGGUUAUUAUGCAACUUUAAAUGGAUCAUAAUGUGUUUAAUCUUCUGAUACUUGUGGAAGAAAUUUAUUUUAAGGUAAUCAAAAUUAAUUUCCUAGUAUUCCUAAUAGAUAAAGUCCAUGGACAGAUUAAGAUUGCCAGCUAUGCCAAGUUGGUCAAUAUGCUACUCUUGAUAAAACUUCUUGUUUUACUUGCAAUUAUCAAACUAGUACUUCCGUUUAUCCAGUUUAUCCAAAGCAAUAUUAACUAUCAGAUUAUAUAUGCUAAAUUUGUGUAGGUUAAGGUUAUUUUUUAUCUGCUACAGGAAUUUGCGUUCAUUCCUCAGAUACUUGCGGAGUAUAUUUAACAGCUAAUAAUGUGGAUAUUAAAAAUGUUAAUUUUAAUUUCUAAAAACAAAAAUUUAUUUACCCUUUAGCAUAAAGAAAUACUGCUUGGACUGACUAAGAUUGCUUUUUAUGCUAAACUGGUUAUUAUGCAAACUAUGACAAAUCGUUUUGUUCACCAAUAUAAUGCAACAAUUAAAAAAAUUGGACAGAUAGUUUGUGUUAAUAAUGUGGUAUUAGUUAUUCAAAAAAUAAUAGUACUCUAGUUAUUAGUUAUUAUGCUUCGAUAGACAAAACCCAGUGUGUUUAAACUCAUCAAUCUUGCAGCAAUUCUACAAAUGUUGAUGAUUUGUUUUGCUAAACUUGCUAUAAAAAUCCCAAAAUGUUUGCAUCUUUAGAUGGACAAGAAUGCCUUUAGUUGUAAGACUCUUGUGAUUCUAAAAUUAGAAAAGCUUUGUGGACAGAUAGUGAUUGCCAAAAAUGUAAGAAAGGAAAAUAUGCUACUUUUGAUAAAAAAAGCUGUGCAAAAACAGCCAACUGCUCAUCUUAAAAAUCUCCAUUUUCUGAUGAUUUUUGUUAGCAAUGCAGUGAGGGAGAAUAAUAUGCUUCUAAAGAUGGGUUACACUGUCUGAGCAUUAACCAUUCAUGUACUUACACAGGUAGUUGGAGUGAGAAAGAUUGCCUGUAGUGUUUCAAUAACAAAAAGCAUGUUAAUAUUGAAGGUACAGCUUGUGUACAGAGUCAAGAUAGCUGCGUUAAUAGAAACAGUGCAUGGACAAAUCAAGAUUGUAAGCUUUGUUACCCCUAGAAGAAUAUAUAAACUAAUUUAUUUGGAACUGAGUGUAUUGAUAUUGACUGUAAAAAAACUUCUGGAUGGACUGAUUAUGAUUGUUAUAAGUGUGACCCUUUAAAACCAUUUGCUUCAAGUAACUAAAAUUCUUGCUCAUAGCAAAAAUGA